CAGCUUUACCAUGGCCCGAAUUUAAGUAAUCGAUUAACUGUGUGAAAUAAAUCGCACAUAUGCACCCAGAGCUUUGACCGUUCCUCAAGUUCAACCAUGGGUAUCGGACGGUCUAGGUUCAUUUACACUCCUACUCACAAUCCCGAUGGAACAUACAGGAUUUACAACCCUCCAGUAACUCUGAACAGAAAGUGGUCUGAGUUUCCUUUCUUGUUCCAUUAUAACUACUCCAGGUACCUUCGAAGGUUCUUCUUCGCCUAUAUUUUUGUGGGUUUACCAAUUCACAUCUAUGGACCACAAAAAACAGUGAACAGAGAAGACUUACAGAAAAGGAGGCUGAAUUACAAUUAUACUCUCCACGAGCCACCUCGUCCAUUCAUACCACCAGAGGUACCAGCCUACAAGCCUAAAGGAGGCCUCGCUUCUAUUGUUAACUGGUCUCCACCCAAGUAUCGCAGUGAGGAUUAAGAGUGCUGAGCAUCUUGAACAUUUUGUGUACCGGCUUGUUUGAUAUUUUGCACAGAGUGUGUACUUUCCAUUUGCCUGGUUUCCUAACAUCUGUUUUAAAUGUUCAAUGGGUUUAGUGAUAAAGAAGUUAGAAUCUGUUAUGAACUUUGGAGCAUUUUGAAUUUUGUAUUCUGAGGUUAAAUAAAGUUUGUAAGAGGA
Molecule: messenger RNA, 666 nt
Organism: Dreissena polymorpha
Lineage: Eukaryota; Metazoa; Mollusca; Bivalvia; Myida; Dreissenidae
Exons: 4
Coding region: 97-468 (123 amino acids)
Source: RefSeq, a predicted model, not a curated record